Molecule: messenger RNA, 660 nt
Organism: Orycteropus afer afer
Lineage: Eukaryota; Metazoa; Chordata; Mammalia; Tubulidentata; Orycteropodidae
Source: RefSeq, a predicted model, not a curated record
AUGAGAGUUCGAAGAUUGCCUGUGGACAUUCAGAUUCUCUAUUGUGCCAGGCCUGACCAGGAGCCUUUUGUGAAGAUCAUCACUGUUGAGGAGGCAAAGCGCAGGAAGAGCACAUGCAGCUACUAUGAUGACGACGAGGAGGAGGUGCUGCCCGUCCUACAGCCCCACAGUGCACUCCUGGAGAACAUGCACGUCGAGCAGCUGGCCCGAUGCCUUCCAGCAAGGGUGCAGGGGUAUCCGUGGAGACUUGUCUACAGCACGUUAGAGCACGGCACCAGCUUGAAAACUCUCUAUAGGAAAUCAGCUUCGCUAGAUAGUCCUGUCCUAUUGGUCAUCAAAGAUAUGGAUAAUCAGGUUUUUGGAGCAUAUGCAACUCAUCCUUUCAAGUUCAGUGACCAUUACUAUGGCACAGGCGAAACUUUUCUCUACACUUUUAGCCCCAAUUUCAAGGUCUUUAAGUGGAGUGGAGAAAACUCAUACUUUAUCAAUGGAGACAUAAGUUCUUUAGAACUUGGUGGUGGAGGGGGACGAUUUGGUUUAUGGCUAGAUUCUGAUUUAUACCAUGGACGAAGCAACUCCUGCAGCACUUUCAAUAAUGAUAUUCUUUCUAAAAAAGAAGACUUCAUAGUUCAGGACCUAGAGGUGUGGACAUUUGAGUGA